Messenger RNA from Cladophialophora yegresii CBS 114405, 1200 nucleotides. RefSeq lists its product as uncharacterized. The record is from RefSeq and is a predicted model, not a curated record. The transcript has a single exon. Lineage: Eukaryota; Fungi; Ascomycota; Eurotiomycetes; Chaetothyriales; Herpotrichiellaceae. Bases 1 to 1200 code for a protein of 399 amino acids.
AUGCCUGCCAAAAAGCCAUCAAAAGCAAAACCAGAAGCAGGAAAAGAAGGCUCCAAACUACCGUCUCGCAGCAAGAGAGCAGCUCGAAACCACUCCGAAGACCGUGAGCAAACCAACGAGGUGAUUGCUGAACCACAUAACGGACAACACGACGACAACCAGGCGGCCGAAGAGCCGGAUCGUUACUCAAGAUCGGGCUCCAAGCAGCAACAAGAACAAGCAGAAACCGGAAGUGAGCCCGAACCUGAGCAAAGCUCUGACACCACAGACGAGACUGCAGUGCGCGCAGGACAAAAGCGCAAAGAGCCGCCGGACGAGGCUGCGAAAUCGAGACCUAAUGCAAAAGCACCACGACAGGGGACCCGCUCGUCGACAAGACACAGGGAUAAUCCCGCUUCGCCCGGACAGCUUCUAAAUUUCCUUCUGUCAGCUGCCGCGCUGCGAUACUGCUUCCCAGAAGACGAGUUGGCCGACGCGAAGAAAUCCAGGACAUAUAAAUCGUACUCCUUGACCUCGCCGACAAGUCUGGCGCCGUUUGAACACCUACUGUGCUCACAUAUGCUCUCCAAACCGCUUUCUCACAAGCUGGGCAUGAGAAGUAUCCGCACGCUGCUCAACGAGCCAUUCAGCUUAAACAGCGCCGAGGCAAUCACUUCCGUAGGGCAGAAACGUGUCUGGGAAGCACUAGAGGCGGCAAGGACGCAGCACCGGCAGAAGACAGCCACCUACAUUUUUGAGACGGCACAGUCGUAUAGUGACUCCGAGACGAUGUCCCAGCUUGCGGAUGCUGCGGACAAUGGAGGGCCUAAAGCUGUGACUGAACAUAUCAAGAGCACCGUAGCAGGGCUAGGUGUGGUAGGGGCCGGUAUAUUCUGUCGGAGAAUACAGUGCGUUGACGGAUGGGGUGAUGCACUGUGGCCAUACGCGGAUGGGAAGUCCAUCGACGCCAUGAAAGAGAUAGGUAUUCCUGUCGAGAAUGCUGGAGACCUGCAUACCGCGAUUGAGCGGGAUGUCGAUUGGGAUAUAGUCGGAGAUAUGGGUGUCCAUGGAGGGGGCUUGGGCAAGUCGGAGCGUGCUGGCGAGCAACAGACGAGAGGGCGAGCGAGGUUUGUGAUCGCUUUAGAAAGAGCCGUGGGUUGCGUGCUCGAGGGGAACGUCCGAGAAUUGAGGCAGGCAGCUGCAAAGGUUGAGGGACAAUGA